AUGCUACCUCCAGCACGGAUUAUUACCAACGACUUUAUUCUAUAUUUUCCAUCGCCAUUGCACAGGCGCCGACUGGAGCUACUCAAGCAGUAUAUCCGCACGUACCCAGAGCUUCGCAGCCUCAUGGCGAUGGUGUUUUUGAUACACCAUUGCGGAAAAGUCUACGUCCAUCACGCUACUGCUAUGGCUUACUUUAUCUUGACUUUUUUUGUCGAAACCUUCCACAUACCUUCUCCCUUCGACGGUGAAGAUCGUGCAAAGGUGCUAUCCAUCAAGUCUCUGUCAAAGGGCGACGGAAGGACGCGCGGUAAACCGGUCAAGGAAACUAUAGCCUCCACGCUCCCACCUUCCCCAACGUCUGAAACACAGAUGCUCGUGCGCGGGUCAUGGGCUAAAGGGUUAGGUCAAGAAGCGCUAAUAGAUACGAAAUUCGACAUACCCGAACGGGUCCCCAUCGUGAUGCAGAGUGAACUUUACGAACCCAUGUUUUUUCAGUUGCGACUGGUUUCAAAGUAUAUGAACUGGGCGAGGGACUUCAACCGACAAUUCUACGUUUGUGUUCCAGCAGCUGGGCGUGCAGGUCGCCAUGCCGAGCUCCACCUCAGGAGAAACGCGACAUUCGAUAAACCCGAGUCGACCAUGGCAAUCAGAGCACAGGAGGCCGAACUCAUACGCGAUGGGAAACUCGAUCCCGAAGCGACUCCCCAGCACCUUAGGACAUGGGAUUGGAACGCUGCUCCGUUGGUUGUACAGGAUCCCUUCUGGCCUAUAAAUAACUUGGCUGCCGGUACCACGUUAAAGGAAUUUGGUCGGAUGAAGCAAAUGUACACCCUCUUCACUUCUCAGGUUAUGCUCGGAACCAGAUUCUCAGAGAUUCUAGCUAGCAUCCUUCGACCAGAUGUCGAACCCCCAAGUUUCCCUCACGAGUCACUCGUAUCGAAACUAUCAAUCCUUGAAUCUCCGUCUAAAUCCAGACAAAUGAACCCCGCAGAGCGAGAUAAACGGCCUGUCGGUCUCCCUCUGUCGGGUGAUCUCAUGUCGUCGCCACCGAAGGACUCGUCCUCAUUGAUGGUAUCGCCCCGUCAAUCUCGGUCUACGUGCGUGGAAAGCAAGCCCACAGUCGAGAGGUUGAAGAGGAGCCGGUCGCCGGAGAGUAUCCCGCCAAGCGAUAUAGUCUCCACAGCGAAUCCAUUGGCUAGGCUCAUAAAUUCGCGGCGGCGAGUAAUGUGGUCGUCGACAAAGGAGCAAGAAGACGCCGAAAUAAGUUCCGAAAGCUCGCAAGUCGAAGACGUCGUAGAAGAGUACAACCCGCUGAAGAAUAUCGAGCGGCGGUUGGAAAUCACCAGAUCUUCUGAUCCAGGACGUGAAGGUAGCUCGUGA
Serendipita indica DSM 11827 is the source of this 1380-nucleotide messenger RNA. The record is from the annotation of a GenBank genome assembly. Lineage: Eukaryota; Fungi; Basidiomycota; Agaricomycetes; Sebacinales; Serendipitaceae.